AUGUCGACGCGUCCUGAUCACCACAAGAAGCGCCGUGCUGGUGACUUUACCGAGUACACUCCGGGCGAAUCUGAGUCGCCCACCGUUUCGUCGACUUCGACGGCAACGCGCGAUUUUAACCGCAGGCUUGCGCGUACAAGAGGCUCUUCGCAUUCCCAGGCUAGGGCAGGAUCUUCUCAGCAGGUUCAUCACACUGUCAUGUCAGUCGGGGCUAGCGGUUCGAAGACGAACACCCGCACUCUUCACUCUGUGGCCAAGACUUCGUCCGCGUCGCAACCUGUUCCCGUGUUACACGAGGUUCUUACGGCGAAGGCGACUGGUACAGGAGCCUCUUCUCAUGAACACAUCGAAGACGUUACCGGCGUGGACUUCGCGCAGCAAGAUCAUGACGGCCCGCAGUGGCUGGACAAAGACCCUCCCUCUCAGAGUCACAGUCGCGAGUCCGCGCCUCAGAAACGCCCGACGAAACGCAGGCGUAGUGUACGGAAGAACCCUUUGCGCCAGCUGAUGCAGAUGAUGGGGUUGAUUCUGGACAGCAUGGCGCGUCACGAUGGCUUGGGGGAUCGUACCGUUGAUCCUGCCAGUCAACUUCCCGCGUGUGAUGCGUGCGAAAAGCCUGGUGCUUCUCUACGCUGUCGCGCUUGUCUGUUCGGUCGAGUCCUGUGCCAAGAUUGCAUGGUUGCAGAGCAUUCGCGGCUGCCGCUGCAUCGCAUUGACCGCAGGAACAAGCACUAUUGGGUCGCGCACAGUCUUGCGAAAUGUGGUCUAUGCAUCCAGCUUGGUCACAACGGCGGCCUUUGCGAACGACCUGGAGACGACAACGAGCUCACGGUGAUCGACGUCAGUGGCAUCCAUACAAUCAAGUGCCGGACGUGCGGGUGUUAUGAGAAUGCCAAGAACUCGCUCGCGAUUCAACAGCUGCUCGACGUCAAGUGGUGGCCUGCUACAGUAAAAACGCCAUCCACGGUCAUGACCGAUAGCGCCAACCGCUUAUUUCAGUCGUUAACGCUCCAGGGCAAGGUCAACGUCUACGACUUCUGGAACGGUCUUGUCCGUAUCACGGACUCUUCGGGCUUAUUACCCGUCAAACAACGGUACACAGAGAUGCUACGUGUCACCAAGCUCUUUCGGUACCAUCGGGUGCUUAAGAGGGGUGGCAUUGGUCACAAGUCACGCGACCUUGUUAAGCCGAGUACUGGCGAGGUCGUUGUCACGGGUGCUGAGCUUGACGCCACCAUCACCGAGCUGCACGCCAUUGCUGUAGAGGCGACGCAAACUGCGGCUUCAGGACCUCCAUCAGCGGUUUCCGCAUCAACGCCGGCAGGAAACACGGCACCUAUUACCGCUUCUACACAACCAUCGUCUUUGUCGUCGGCUGUCUCAGAUAUUUUGGGCGAAGUUACUCUCGACUCGUCUUCCCGGUCCUCAGCACACACUUCGUCGCCUGCAACCCUGCAAGACUCGGAUACCGAUAAACCUGCCGACGCGUCCGUCUCGGGCGAAGUCUCGCAGCAAGACUCUGUCGCCGCCCUUGUCAUGACACUUCUCGCUUCAGCACUCGCACAUUUUCGUGCUGAGCGAGAUCCACAAGCGACGGCCGUUCGUAUCUCCGAGGCCUUGGAAGAGUCGCAUGAUGUACCAGCAAUCGAACCCGGUAGCCUUGCGAUUCGCUGUAUCGCGUGCCCAUACGAGGACAAUAUGCAACCAGGUUGGCAGGAUGUGCCACCACGCGAAAGAUACAAGCACUCCUUGUUCGUGUCAAAGGACGCGAACUUCAAACUACGCCGCAAAGCAAAGUUAACGCUCCACGACAUCGCCAUGGGCGACGGCGGUCUCUAUUUUGUCAAAGAGGCGGCGUAUCAAGCGCAUUUGGCCACGCAUACAGAGGAAACCGAGAUGAAGGAGUGUCGCUUAUCCUUUGCCGCGAUAUCUGGCGCGAACAAGAUGGGCGACGGCACUUACGAUAUCAAUGGCGUUGGAGCUCUCCUUUGUGCACGGCAUUUAUGGUACUUCCCUUGUAGUAUCGCGGACUUGAGAUACGUUUCUAUGGACUAUAUAUUGUUCACUGUGCUACAACUCUACUUCACGCAUAUCCUGUGGCUCUACAUCACGUACGACAUCAACUGCCAGUUCAGCAAAAAUAUUCUCAAACGCUGGGAGAAGUACAAGACGGAGUUCAAGCUCGAUGCGCCCGGUCGUUCUGUCCGUUACUGCAUCCCCAAGUUCCACCUUCCCGCACAUGGGCCCGAUUGCGAUGAGGAUUACAACCUCAACAAUACCCAGGGUGCUGCCCGCACUUGCGGUGAGGGCAUUGAAGCAGGUUGGGCGAACACGAACGGCGCUGCACUCAUGACACGUGAAUCGGGUCCGCACACUCGCCACUUCGCCCUAAACGACUUAUUCCACUCUAUCAACUGGAACAAGCUUCUCACCCUGGGUUCAUGGAUGGCCAAAUCACUGCGCGAAUCUGUCAAGCAGCUCGCGAUACAACAGGAGAGUUUGACCGACCUCGAGUCCGUGUUUCCCGAGGAGGUUAUCGGUCGAUGGCUCGGAGCAUUGCGCGCAUGGGAGGAUGAUUUCGGGAAGUCGCCAAACCCGUUCCAUGAGGAGGAUCGAGGCUACGAAGCAACAAAUGUGCGCCUAGAGCUCGAGGCCGAGGAGGCCGAGGUCAUCAACAAGGGCAACGUCUCGCUGACCGACCAGACUGAGAGUACAUUCUUGGCUUCCGCCAUAGACUUGGCAGAUUUACGAUGGAUCUUGAAACGAUACAUCAAGAAUCUCGGCGACAAACCCACACCAGCUCAACAGAAAACGCUCCAACAGAAGCGUAAUUCGUAUCGCCACAAGCUAGCAUCGCUCCGAACCUUACAGCAGGUGUACACGAAGAAGCUUUUCGACCUGCAGCCCUCCCCUGUGUCAGUGUCUCAAGAUUCCUCAGCCCCGCCUUCCUCUGACUCCGCCGCCACGACGUCGAUCUUGCUCCCUGAGAUCGCGGCUCGUAAGGGUGUGGAAUUCGUGUCUCAACUAUCUACCCGGCUCGACGUCAAACAACCGGAGAUGCACGAGCUCGGCGCCCCGUGGGAGUUGGAGGAACUGGUGCGAUCGCAUGUGUGCUCUCGCGCCCUCAUCGACAAAGCGAAGCGGUUGCACAUCGGCGAGUGCUUGACAGCGCUACACGGGAUGCGUCGCGGGCUGCGCGCGAAGUAUGCGUACGUGCAGAAGAAACGCGUCCAUAUCAACGGCGUAGGUGUUGGUACACAGUCCGGGGUCGUGACACAGGCCCGCAACAACAUCCAGCGGAUGUCGGACAAACUUCAUCGUCUGGCGCAGAAGUACGCGCGUUUGCGUGACGCGUUGCUCGCAAUUGAUCCCGAUGGUGACUGGAAGGAGGAGUUACUCGAGUUGGAUGAGAAGGAGGACUUGCGUCUGCCGACGAAGGACCAGAGGGAACUCGGCCAGGGUUUCCGCCGUCUAACGUGGCUUUGGACCAAGACGCAGUACGACGCGACCGAUAUCCCGGGGCAAGUUCACCCUGGAGAGGCAAAUCUCGACGACGAAGACGUUCAUGAGAGCAUGCGUCUCGAAUGGACGGUCAAUCGCGCCCGAACGGAUCGGUGGCUGGAGGAGCGUGAACUUCUGCUCGUUGAAAUGUGGCGGUCCCUAGUCUCGCUUUUGAACCGUGCACGCGAAUGGGACGAUAGAAUUGGGGCGCGUCCGCUUGCACCCGAUGCUAUUCGGCGCGGUCUGAAUGCACGCGCGGCUCGUCAGGCUGCGAUCUAUCGCGGCUUGGCCAAGACUUUCUACGAGCUCUGGCGGCCUAUCGUCGAGGAGCUAAAACUGCAGAUUGACUGGCCGUCGGAGCUCUUGCUGUCUGGUGCCGUUGCGGACGGCGACCUGGUAGAUUCGAGCGCGGUUCGGGCUGCAGAAGAUACAGGACGUGCCGGUGUGGACCACCCCGACGGGCUGAUAGAUGUCGACGACGAUGACGAGCGUGGUGCGCAAGAUGAGGACGACUUCAAUUCGGACGAGGAGGAUGAGGACAUUACUGCGGACGGGCCUAUUGUUCGUAUGCGGGGCGUGGGGGACGAUGAUCUGGAUUACGACUUAUGA
This is a messenger RNA of Peniophora sp. CBMAI 1063, 4110 nucleotides long. Lineage: Eukaryota; Fungi; Basidiomycota; Agaricomycetes; Russulales; Peniophoraceae. The record is from the annotation of a GenBank genome assembly.